AUGUUAUCUAAUCAUAAUUAUCAACAAUUAUUUAAAAAAUCUCACUAUCGAUAUCAUAGACGAAAAUUAAAACAAAAUCAUCGAAAAAACUUUCUAUCAAAAAUAAAACAAUCAUCAUCUAUCAUUUAUUCACAUCAAUUUUUAUUGAAUCUUCAACAAUCUGGUACACGUUUUUUAUCUUAUACAAUAACUGAACUUGAACCAAUUUGUCAACAAAUAGCUAUACAACAAAUGUCAUCAACAAUAUCAUUAAUAACAACUUGUCCAUUGAUUUGUUUAUUUUGUGAAAAUUUAAUAUAUGAACCUAUAACACUUUAUUGUGGUCAUACAUAUUGUGAACAAUGUAUUAAAGAUAAAGAACUUUCUUUAUUAUCAAUAAAUUGUUUACGUUGUUCAAAAGAUAUUCAAGGACAAAUACAAUCACCAAUUGUACAUGCAAGAGAAAAAUUUUAUAGUAAAAAUCAUUUUCUUAAACAAAUUAUUGAACGUAUAGAUAAAUUAAAAUUUAAAUGUGAAAAUAUUUUAUUAUGUCAUAGAGCACAAAAUGAAUAUGAAAAUAACAAUUAUCAACAAGCAAUUGAUAUUUAUUCAAAUAUAUUAGAACAAUAUGAUGAUGAUGAUCAUAUUGUAUUGUAUGGUCGAGCUAAAACAUAUAUAACUUUAAAAGAAUUUGAUAAAGCUCUUAUUGAUAUUGAUCGAGUUAUACAACUUAAACCACAUUGGGCAAAAGGUUAUUAUUGUCGAAGUGAAAUUUUAUUCGAAAUGAAACGUUGUACAGCUGCAUUAUUAUCAUCAUUACAAGGACUUUCAAUCGACCCUGAUGAUCAUAUAGGCAAACGAAUAAUGGCUCGACAUCUUCAUGCUAUUCUACACGAUAAUGAUAAUCAAGAAACUGCAAUAACAACAGAAAAUGAAUCAAACAUACUUCUAUCAACAAAUGACAAUAUCAAGGAAAUGAUAACUUCUGGUACGACAGAUAUUAAAUUACUCAUGUGCAGAUCAACAUCAUCAGCAUCAUGUCUUUGUACAUUAUUGGAUUGUAAAUAUUUACGUGCAAGAGAUUUUGAAUGUUCUAUAUGUGUCAAUUUAUUAUGGUUUCCAGUGACAACUCCAUGUGGUCAUGUUUUUUGUCGGGAAUGUCUUAUACGUUCUAUAGAUAAUACACAAGUUCAAUGUCCAAUGUGUAAAAGUUCAUUAGAAGAAUUUUUUCCUAUGUUAAUACAAUCGCAUGUGAAUGAAACUGAAAUUAUAUCACAAAUUAUUGAAAGUUAUUUUCCAAAUGAAUUCAAUGAACGACAACAAUUAUAUGAACAAGAAAAUAUUCAAGGAGCAUCAAUUCCUAGAUUACUAAUAAAUAAUAUUGAAUUAAGUAUAUUUGAAAUUCCAAUAUUCGUAUGUGUAUUAGCUUUACCUUAUUGCACAUGUCCAUUACAUGUAUUUGAACCACGUUAUCGUUUAAUGAUGCGUCGAACAAUUGAAACUCAAUCACGUACAUUUGGCAUGUGUAAAUAUAUUCAAGAAACAGAUGCAUUUACUGAUUAUGGUACAUUAUUAUUUAUACGUGGUCUUGUUUAUACUCGUGAUGGUCGUUCAAUAGUUGAUACAAUAGGUCAACGACGUUUUCAUGUUAUUGGUCGUGGAAUAAGAGAUGGAUACAACACAGCACAUAUACAACUUAUCCAAGAUCAUUCAAUUACACAUGAUGAAUUUGAUGAUUUAUAUCAAUUUAAUCGUAAUACUUAUAAUCGUGUACGUGUUUGGUUUGAUCAACUUGAUGCAUAUCGACGGACAUUAUUAACUCGUCAAUUAGAAGGUUAUCCACCAUGUGAUGAUCUAACUCAUGAAUCAACUGAUGGACCUAGUUGGGCUUGGAUAAUGUUAAAUUUAUUACCAAUUGAAUCAGAUCUUCAAUAUACAGCAUUGAUUUCACAAUCAUUUCGUACUCGUUUACAAAUAAUUAAUGAUACAAUCGAUUUUUUACUCAAUCAACAACAACAACAACAAACAAUAACUUCUACAAUUGAUGAAUCAUAG
Messenger RNA from Rotaria sordida, 2034 nucleotides. Lineage: Eukaryota; Metazoa; Rotifera; Eurotatoria; Philodinida; Philodinidae. The record is from the annotation of a GenBank genome assembly.